AACGGAAAACACGUCUAGAGCGCAACUGACCGGGAAAGAGAGGUAUAAAGCGAAGAAACGCCAACCCCCUUGCAUAUUCCAUCAUGAAGGCCCUGCUUGUGCUGGCGUGUGUUGUGUUGGCAGCCCUUGCCACCCCGACGAAACCAAGCCUCAGACAGGCCAAGGUGGUGAGGGUGGUGCCGCAGACCCUGGAUCAGCUCCACCACCUGCACCAGCUGCUCCUGCAAGGCCGCUAUGACUUCUGGCAGGAGCCGCGCGCCCUGGACACGCCGGUGGACAUCAUGACCACCAUCCGCGACCUGCCGGAGCUGGCGUCCUCACUGAAAAGCCAUGGCCUGAAGGCGACCGUGAUGAUCCAAGACGUGGGGCGCCUCAUUGACCAGCAGGCCGCUGAGCGACUCCAGCGUGACAGCCGCGCCAUGGAUUGGACAGACUACCACGACUAUGACACGAUCAACGCGUGGAUGGCCCAGCUGGCCUCAGACCACCCGGACCUGUGCACGCUGGAGGAGGUGGGCAAGUCUUACGAGGGCCGCGCCAUGAAACUGCUGACGUUGGGCAAGGGCGGCGCUGACAAGCCAGGCAUCUUCAUUGACGGAGGCAUCCACGCGCGUGAGUGGAUCUCGCCCGCCACGGUCACGUACAUGGUGAACGAACUGGUCACCAACAGCAACACAUACGACGACCUGCUGUCCAACGUCAACUUCUACGUCAUGCCCUCCAUCAACCCUGACGGCUACUCCUACACCUUCACCGAUGACCGCAUGUGGCGCAAGACUCGCUCACACACCGACUCACCCUUCGGCUGCAAGGGAGCUGACCCUAACAGGAACUGGGACUUCCACUGGAAUGAGAUCGGCGCCUCCAGCAACCCCUGCUCCGAGACCUACGCUGGGUCUGGGCCUUUCUCUGAGGUGGAGAUGAGGGUGGUGAGGGACGAGAUCAUCAGGUUGGGCAGCAAGAUCAAGGUUUAUCUCACCUUCCACUCAUACUCACAGCUGUGGAUGUACCCCUGGGGCUACACCUCGGCCCUUCCUGACGACUGGAAGGACCUGGAUAACCUCGCCCAGGAUGCAGUCAGCGCCCUCACUGCUGUCCACGGCACCCAGUACGAAAUUGGCUCAUCCACCAACACCAUUUACGCGGCGGCUGGAGGCUCAGAUGACUGGGCUAAGGGUGUUGGCGGAGUCAAGUACGCCUACACAGUUGAGCUUCGGGACCAGGGAUAUUACGGCUUCCUGCUGCCUCCGAGCAAGAUCAUCCCGUCCGGUGAGGAGACCUUCGAGGCGCUCAAGGUCGUUGCGAACUUCGUCAAGAACACCUACAGUAAGUAAUGAACGAAACGCAGCGAGAUUCAGACGGCGAGAACUUUUUGCCUCUACAAGGAGAAGACCACGAAAAAUGAUAGAUAUGGAAAAGUGAGAGGUGAGAAAAAUAAAUGAAUAAAUAUAUGGAAAAAAUAUAUAUAAAAAACUAAAUUAGCGGAAAUACCCAACAAAUAAAGAAAAGCCAUUGAAAUUCAGACGGCGACAAGAACUUUUUGCCUCAACACGGAGAAGACCACGAAAAAUGAUGAAUAUGGAGAGGUGAGAGGUGAGAAAAAAACAAAUAAAAAAAAAAUUAAGUUAACGUAAAAAAAUCCAGCAAAUAAAGACCUAAAUCCAAUGAAAAUCAGAUGGCGAGAAGAACCUGCUUGCUUCACCGACAGAGAGGACGACGAAAAAUUACAAAAAACACGGAAGCUUGAGCAAGAGAAAAAAAAGUAUUGGAACCAGUGGACACAGACGACGUGAAGUGUUACCAAGUUGAGCGAGUAACGAACAACCUCACUGUAAUUCUGAUAAAACUUGCCCAUGAAGAGGAAAAAGAAAGAAAGAAAGAAAGAAAGAAAGAAAGAAAGUAACAAGAAAUAUGGAAGAGGGAGAAAAAAAAAUAAGAUAGAUCAUGAGGGAAGGAAAAUCCAGCCUAUUUCCCCGCAGUAGUGGAGAUGUGACACGCAUGACAAAAUAAAUCAUGCACAAUAUUAUAGCAACAAAUACAAUAUAGUAGAAAAAUAA
This is a messenger RNA of Scylla paramamosain (green mud crab), 2057 nucleotides long. RefSeq names its product carboxypeptidase B-like. The transcript is spliced from 8 exons. NCBI's taxonomy places the organism in Eukaryota, Metazoa, Arthropoda, Malacostraca, Decapoda, Portunidae. The coding region runs from base 84 to 1334 and encodes 416 amino acids. Gene Ontology annotation, molecular function: zinc ion binding; metallocarboxypeptidase activity. Gene Ontology annotation, biological process: proteolysis. The record is from RefSeq and is a predicted model, not a curated record.